This is a messenger RNA of Penicillium diatomitis, 906 nucleotides long. RefSeq names its product PaaI family thioesterase. The coding region runs from base 1 to 906 and encodes 301 amino acids. The transcript has 2 exons. Lineage: Eukaryota; Fungi; Ascomycota; Eurotiomycetes; Eurotiales; Aspergillaceae. The record is from RefSeq and is a predicted model, not a curated record.
AUGUCGACAUUUUCACAAAUUACGAGGACGCUUAUGCGCACCUCCAAAGCACGUUCAGUCAAGUCCACGGUUCUACCAUCGGUGCCAAUUGCUCGACUUCACCAACAGGGCCCCUCGCGCUCGGCCGUUGUUCAUGAACCAGCACUUCCUCAGAGCCAGGGCACAGUGUCAUCCCAGGCCGGACAAUCGCCUUUUUAUACACCAACGCAGACACCCUCAAAGUCGCAGUCGAAAACAGCCAGCUCGGAUGAAUCCGCCCUCGAUGCUCUCAUCUCUCAGAUGCCACUCGUGCAGUCCCUGCGUCAGUCUCGCAAGACUUACAAGGAAUCACGCCCACACCUUUUAAUUACGCCCGCGAUUCGACAGCACCACUUCGUCGGGGGAAGCCUAGCCGGCAGCGGCAAGCUUACACUAGCGCCGUAUAUGUGGACUUCAUCCAAGAAGUCCGAGUCUGAGUCCGGUUCCGGCAAAUCUACUCGCGCCAGCAGCGUCGUGUCCGUGUUCCAUAUUGGUCGCGAUCUAUGCGGUCACCCUGGCUUUGUCCAUGGCGGUCUGCUCUCAGUGUUAUUCGACGAGGUAUUCGCGAGAUGUGUCUCGGCUGCGUUUCCGAGUGGAUUAGGCAUGACGGCUAAUUUGAACGUUGAUUUCCGGAAGCCUGCUUUGCCGGAUCGAUUGUACGUCUUGCGCGCCCAGACCACCAAGGUUGAAGGGCGAAAGGCCUGGGUCGAGGGAAAGAUGACAUAUGUGCCUUUGGCCUUGAGUCUGCCGGUGAAUGACACGAGCAUUGCUCAGGGCUGUGACAUGUUGAGUGAGGAUAACGGAGACGCGGUGAUGGUGUCAGAAGCGAGGGCUUUGUUUGUGGAGCCCAAAUUUGCCGAUUCAAUGGUGUCAGUCUACCGAACCUGA